Molecule: messenger RNA, 1074 nt
Organism: Vitis riparia (riverbank grape)
Lineage: Eukaryota; Viridiplantae; Streptophyta; Magnoliopsida; Vitales; Vitaceae
Product: bark storage protein A-like
Exons: 7
Coding region: 1-1074 (357 amino acids)
Biological process (GO): nucleoside metabolic process
Molecular function (GO): catalytic activity
Source: RefSeq, a predicted model, not a curated record
AUGGGCCAUUUUGACCCAAAACUCCCAAAUCCCACACCCACCAAUCACAGCCCUCCCAACUUUCCCUCGAGCCUUCACUGUCUACCUCUCUUUCCAGGAGCCUCCACAGCCGUUCGAUCACCAUCAGGAGCAGGGAGUUCGAUGAUCGGAGGGCGGGGAGGAGUAGUGGGUGGGUGGAGAUGGGGGCUGUGGGCCGUUGAUCUGGUGGGGUUGCUGGUGGUGGCGGUGAUGGUGGAAGAGACAGUGGAGCUGAAGCUAAGCCACCAUCUCCAUGGGGUUGUGGAGAGAGUGAAUGAGAGAAAUGGGCCUUUUGUUGGGCUUUUAAUGACUUAUCCCACUGAAGAAAUUGCUCUUCAAGUCUUUUGUUUCUUUGUUCCUAGCUCUGAUUUUCCUUUGGUUCAACUUGCUGGUAUAACUGUGCAACUUCUUAUUGACACAUUUGAUGUUGUGGGAAUCGUUCAUUAUGGGAUUGCUGGAAGCACUAAUGAUUCCUUGCUCAUUGGUGAUGUUAGUGUCCCCAAAUAUGUUGCCCAAACAAGUUCCUGGAAAUGGAAGAAAUUCAAAUCAAAGAAAGUAGCAUUACUCGAAUUGAAAUUUGGGGACUACAACUUACCGAUCAAGGGAGAAAACCUUUUGGCAGAAAUAGAGUUUACGCAGGUGCAGUUAUACUCCACCGGUCGGCCAAUGCAAGAGCUCUUCUGGCUUGAAACCGAUCCAAAAUGGUUCAACCUGGCCACUCAACUUCAAAGACAUUGUAUAUCGGAAAAACCAAAAGUUGCAUACGGAUUGAGAGGUUCUUCUGCAGAUAUAUUCGUCGAUAAUGCAGCAUACAAUGAAUUCCUUUUCAAGACCUUAAACAUCUCGACUGUGGAUGAGGAGAGUGCUGCUGUUGUAAUGGUAAAACAAGUGUUAUAUUUGGGAAAUAGCAGAAUAGUGUUGCAUGGGAUGCAGAAGCUGGAAACAGGGUCUCUGGAAUUGUUGAAGAAAGGAGUAGAAUAUUCAAGGACUGUGAUGGCGAUUCUUGGACCUGCUGACCUUGUCGAUGAUGUAACAGGCGGACUGAAGCUUUUGUAA